This is a messenger RNA of Musa acuminata AAA Group (dessert banana), 3822 nucleotides long. RefSeq lists its product as uncharacterized. Gene Ontology annotation, cellular component: cytoplasm. Lineage: Eukaryota; Viridiplantae; Streptophyta; Magnoliopsida; Zingiberales; Musaceae. Gene Ontology annotation, biological process: positive regulation of cytoplasmic translation. The coding region runs from base 75 to 1271 and encodes 398 amino acids. Gene Ontology annotation, molecular function: zinc ion binding; mRNA binding; translation regulator activity. The transcript has 11 exons. The record is from RefSeq and is a predicted model, not a curated record.
UCAUACACCAAAGAAAAGGAAAAGGUUGGGGAAGAAGAAAAAACUCCUCCUCGUUGUUCAUUCAAUCGCGUCGGAUGUUGUCGAUACGCUUCGCGUCGCUUCGAGUCUCGGCGCUUCCGUCGGGGAGAUGGAAGAAGAAGAGGAGCGGGGGGAUCGUCCCGGCCAUUCUCGAGGCCAAUCGAAUGGUUCGCCUGGUCGCCCCUUGGCCAAUCCCCUUUUCCGCCAGCCAAGACUCUGCUCCGCUGGAUUACGAUCCGUCAAGGGAGCUGCUAGGGAUCGAUGUCGACCCGCAGCCAAGAAGUUUCUUCAGGAGCGUCCAUUCUGGUGCACAAAAGCUAAGAUCCUGGUUUGGUCCAAAUGGCCAAUACAUCCGAGAGUUACCUUGUCCUAGUUGCAGGGGACGGGGUUAUACGCCAUGCACGGAAUGUGAUAUAGAGAGAUCAAGUUCAGGUUGCUCCCAGUGCAAUGGAAAGGGUAUUAGAAUCUGCCGACAGUGCUUUGGAGAUUGUGUAAUAUGGGAAGAGUCGAUUGAUGAGCGACCAUGGGAAAGAGCUCGAUCUAGCUCUCCUCUGAAAGUGAAGGAAGACGAUGAAGUUGACAAACUGGAUAUAAAGGUUGAUGUGUCCAGAAAAUCAAAGCGUACAUACCAAUCGCCAUCACCUGAAGUCAGCUUAAAGAUUAGCAGAUCAUUACGAAGCCUUAAUGCUAAAACAGGACUAUUUAGUAAUCGCAUGAAGAUUAUACAUCAAGAUCCUAUACUACGAGCUCAAAGGAUUGCUGCAAUUAAGAAAACAAAAGGAACUCCUGAAGCACGGGAGCGGGCUUCUGAAGCAUCGAAAGCCUUCUUCCGUGAUCCGGAGAAUCGCCUCAAGAGAAGCAUAGCUAUGAAAGGAGUAAAAUUUUACUGCAGCAUCUGUGGGGAGGAAGGGCAUCGGAGACACUACUGCUCAACUCUAAGGAAGAAUUCUACUCCGAUACGUUUCAGAUGUCGCAAAUGUGGGAAAUCGGGGCACAAUCGACGGACUUGUGGCAAAUCGAAAUCAGACAGAAAACCACAAAAAGGGAGCCAGAGUGCCUCGCGCCAUUGCAGUUUGUGUGGCCAAAACGGGCAUAAUCGUAGAACAUGCACCGAAUUGAAUCAGCCAGGAUUAGGCAACUCAUCAUGCACUGAAACCCCACUGAUUUCUGUCACCAAAAGAACUUACUCAUGCAGGUUGUGUUUGGAAAAAGGGCACAAUAGCAGGUCAUGCCCGAAAAGAGAGGCCAUUUAGGAGACGCAUUGCUUGCAGUCUGUGCCAUUCAAGUUUCUUGCUACCUUCCAAAUGAGAAACCGCACAAUGCUUGAUGGAGUUGGUGCUACAUGCUUUAAGCUAGCUAACAUGGGAUUAGUUGAUCACCACCUACUAAAUGCUGGCGUUGGAGAGUCUUCGUCCAAAUUUUACACAGUGUUCAUCUUUUAUUACCAUGAAGUCGAGGCGAAUGUGUUGGGGAGAAGAACGAAGGUGAAAUGGAUUGAUUGCGGCGUUACGGAGGCGCCGGAGAAGGUGAAGAAUGAGUGCGCGUCGGAGCUUCAUUGGGACGCCUUUCUGGCUAUCUUCAAUUCAGCUUCGUGUUGGUUUCGUCGCCUCCGCCGCUCCUUCUCACGUAUGGAGUUCUGCUUCUCGAGCUUCCAAUUUGCAUGGAGCCGAGCGAUGAAGAGGUCCGCCUUGUUGUUCACGUCGGGGCUCGGGCAGAACACCGACACCCUGUCCCUUGAUUCUCGUUGCCGAAACCUCACCGUCUCUCCCCUGAGGGGAGAGGAAGGCGGGGAAGGGUAUUUUGAAAGGCUGGACUUUUCUGGUCGUCUCGAAGAUGAAGGCAGGGGAGGCGGUGGCGGUGGCGGUGGGGGAGGGUGUAAAACUUGCUUCCUAUGGUGUUGUGUUAGCGCGGGUGGUAGUGGAGGCGGUGGCGGUGGUGGAGAAGUUGCUGGGACUGAGUGGAUCCUCCCGUUCUUGCCUCUCAGUUUCUUGCGGGAGAAAAGCUGGUUGAAGAACGCAGAAGGCAGCGGAGGGGGUGGAGGUGGCGGCGGAGGAGCGGAAGAAGCCACGACUUCGUAUUGCAGGGUUGUAUCAUCGGGAGACCUCUUCGUCUUGCUCCCUCUCUUCUUCUUCUGAGAGGACAAAGCGACAGUUGUCUCGAUGUCCUUCGCCCCAGCAGUGCUCCACUUAUUAUGACUAAUUAUCUCCUCCGGCGGCGGCGACCGUACAGGCUGAGGUGGUGGAGGUGGCGCUGGCGGUGGUGUCUGAGGCUUCUCGAGUGGGAAAUCAGGAUCUUGGUCCACCUCCCAUUUUGGAAUAUUCCCGACGCUCCCUCUCCGACGCUGCGAGGUUUCCGACGCUGGUGACGACAGGCUGGCGCUGCGACGGAGGCGGUGACUGUGGAUGGGGCUUUUCUGAUCGAAAGAUCUCAGCCUUGUCCGGCUCCCUCGCUGGAAGCCCAUCUACCGCUCUCUUCCCCGGAUGCCGCCGCGGUGGUGGCGACGGCGGACUCGGCGGAGAUCUAGAUCUUGUAGAGGAGCUCUGUCGAAGAACGAACGUGACCACCGGAAUCGUCUUCGGGUCCAGAUACCCAAACCUCUGCCUCUCGCACCCCUCCGACUCUGACCUCCGGCGACAAAGAUGGGCAUCAUCGUAGCAACGCCACCCAUCAUUGGAGGCGGCGCCAAAUGUCGCUACUUGCGCCCUCAAAUCGCCGUAGGAGCUGCUGCUCCGCAUCACACGAAUACCCACCGUGGGGGCGGCCUCCUGAAGAGACUUCUCAGCGUCGUCGUCGCCGCCAGAGCGGCGGCCGAGGAGGCCGCAGAGAAUGGCGAAGAGGACGAGAAGUAGGUUGAGGGUAUCCCAUCCGUUCCUUACCACAAUGAUCCGGGAGCCACGGAACGAGGAAGAGAGGGAGCGAGGAGGGAGGAAUAGGAGCACCAACACGGAGAAGAGCAAAACAAGAACAACCCAUAGCCGAAUUCCAGCAACAGCAGCAGAAGCUUCUCUUUGUGUUGCCAUUUGGGAGCGAGGAAGGACAAAAGAUAAGCCUUUUGCUUUCUUCUCUUUCUCUUACCUCCGCUGCUGCUUUUAUACACGUGAGAGGUUGGGAUGAUGUGGUUCUUUAACUUGAAAGCAAAUUACCCGACGAUUCUGGGAAAUAUAAUAUACCAAUGAUCGAGGGUGAAUAAGAAAGGAGGUCAAUUAUCUUUUUCAUCCUGCAAGCAGAUUCUUUUUGGAUCCAUCCAUCAGCUUAAAGCUUGUAAGCUUUGACUUGACGUGUGCUUUGGAGUUGCAGGAAAUGAGAGAGAGAGGUGAUGACGCUACCGUGGUCGUUCUCAAGCUUGCUUCUGCUGGAUUCCAGAGGGAAGGCGACAUGCUUUGUUCUCGUACUUUUGCUUUGUCGUCCACGGGAAAGCAGGCAACGCCUUCGACCACCCUGGUGAUCGUAGUCAUGGCGUGACUUAGCUCAAAAGAAACAGCUCUUAGGGGAGAUGCGAUUUAGCUCAAGUUUAUUGUUGUGCGCAUGCAGAGAGAGGAGACCGGUCACCGACUCUGAUGAAUGCUUGGGGGAUAACUGUUUUAGGCUGUGCGAGAAAGCUUGCACGAGAGGAAAAGUAAAAGAUCGCAGUCGAAGGGAACAGAGAGAGAGAGAGAGAGAGAGAGAGAGAAAUGGGGCCGGAGUUGGAGGUGUGCUUGACCUGCUCAGCACUGUGAAGCUGUGGUCAUAACUUCUGCUGGUCAUUGACGAAAGAAUUCAUUUUAUUGGAUUCAAGAUAAAAUGUGCUUCAGGUUUUUCGAUUUA